This is a messenger RNA of Oryzias latipes (Japanese medaka), 2301 nucleotides long. It is a transcript of the gene arid5a, whose product is annotated as AT-rich interactive domain 5A. Gene Ontology annotation, cellular component: nucleus. The record is from RefSeq and is a predicted model, not a curated record. NCBI's taxonomy places the organism in Eukaryota, Metazoa, Chordata, Actinopteri, Beloniformes, Adrianichthyidae. Gene Ontology annotation, biological process: regulation of transcription by RNA polymerase II. Gene Ontology annotation, molecular function: transcription cis-regulatory region binding.
AAGAACUCUGUUUCCCAGCCUCAUUUGCAGCAGUGCCAUCAGUCAACCAAUGAAACUGUCUUGUGGAGAUACCUUCCUAUUUCGUGGUAUCGAGUUGAAGAGUGAGAUGCAUGAAUUACUGUCAGCAAACACAGAGAAGCUCGAGACCAGAGGACAGCUUCUGACAAUGGCUCAGGAGGAGCAGAGCGAGGCGGUUCAACAGACAGCAGGAGGCGAGGAGGAGAUGGACACAUCAAAGCAGGCUUCUCCCUGUGUUAUUGAAAUCCACGGCUCUACCACUGAAUGUGAGGAAGAGGCAAAGCUCAACCGGCCGCAGAAGGAGGAGAAAGCCUUUGUGUCCAGUUUGCACUCUUUUAUGAAGGACAAAGGUACACCCAUUGAAAGGAUCCCACAUCUGGGCUUUAAACAGAUUAAUCUCUGGAGAAUCUAUAAAGCUGUUGACAAACUUGGGGGCUAUGAUUCCGUAACUGCUCGACGCCUUUGGAAAAAAGUGUACGAUGAGUUGGGGGGGAGCCCAGGCAGCACCAGUGCUGCCACCUGCACCCGAAGACACUAUGAGAAGCUUGUGCUUCCCUUUGAGAGGCACAUCAAAGGAGAGGAAAACAAACCUCUGCCUCCCAGCAAACCACGAAAGCCUUACAAGAGAAACCCAGAGAGCAAGAUGAACAAGGCGGAUGGGAAGAGGAAGAGGACGCUGUCAGAGAGAGAAUUGGACUCUGAGAUGUGUGCCCAAAGAAGUCCAGAAACGGUUUGCCAACGUGAGGUGAUAAUGAGUCCAAACUUUACACUCUGGGCUGCUGCUUCUGAAGGACACCACUCAGACUGCAGGCAGUCCAACAGACCCUCCAGCAAUUUCAGCGCUUCCAUCAAUGGCCACAUGUUGCAAGUCCCAAUGUCCAGCUCCUGGGCUCCUCACGUCCCAUCUGCGACCGGAGAGGUCAUUUCUCCCCUGGAAAAGAAAAAGAGAAUGGCUCAGGCCUGCCUUAAUGUACCCGUGAGUUCUCAGAGAGAGGACAAGGAAAGGCCUUCCGUCAUCCACUGCUCCCUGUCUCCAGCCAGGGCUUCCUCCAGCAGGAACUCCUCGGAUGGCUCCCCGCUUCCGUCAUCCUCCUCUUCCUCCCGCAGCCCCUCCCCUCUUUCUGUUUCAUCAGAGGACAGUCCAUCUGCCAAAGGCUCAGAGAGGCCCCAGAGCUGUUUGAGCCCCACCAAAAAACAGGAGGACGACAAGCCUGUGAGCUGCAGUCAAGCAUCCACAGUGCCUAUGGGACAGAGCAAAGAAUUUUCUCAGGUCAGGCCCCAAACGCUAACCACCGGUUCAGUAAAGAGUCUGAAAAAGGACUCUGCCUGGAAGCCUUACCAGAAGGGGACUGGGAAGUAUUUCACCUAUCCCUUAUCCCCUUCCACUUUUGCGACGUCUACCUCAAGUUUUACCAAAGUUGUUCCAAAGCCCGUGCAGCUUCUGCGACCCGCUCCCAUUCGGCCCACUUAUAAAAUUCACCAGAGCAGGCUUUAUCAGCAGGACGACUCCCUGGCGUGUGCGAAGAAACUGAACAGUGUUGCCCCCUGGUCUUAUCAGACAGAGAAGAGAGAGAGAUCCAGGACACUGCCACAAAAAGUUCCUCUUCCUCAACAAACCCUGCCUCAGUCCGCCGCCCAUCUGCCAACUUCAUGCAUCCUGUCGAACUACGACAAAUCAGGGAGAGACUCUCGGCACCAGCCAGCACUGCAUCCUGCAUUUUUCCCCCACAGAAUGAGACUACCUCAAUCCCAGCUGAUGUACCGCCACGUCCCAAUAGGCCCAGGCCACUCGGCUGUCAUCGGUCCAGCCGUUUACCCUUACGCCUACACCUUUCCACUGUUGAAUCCCCAAGCUGGAUACACUCUACCCACCAUGAAUCCUAUUUAUCCACACAAGCUGUGAUUUUUAUUUUAUCUGAUUUUAUCUGAACCCAAAUACUUUUUUUAAAAGAACCAUUUGGUAAAAGUUUGAGGCUUAGUGUAGCCAAAACUGAACUAGGCUUAGGAAAACAUAAGCAGCACACUGGGUUAAUUUGAACAUGAUGAGGUAACAGAAUGCUUGAUGAAUGAAGGAAACAUUUCUUUAGUGUGUUAGAUUAAAGGCUGUAAUAUGUUUUUUUUAAAGGGCUUACUUUCCAAAAAAUGUCUCUUAGUUUUUAUGAUAUAGUAAUGAUCUUGGCCAAAACACAAUUCCGUUUUUACCACCUCCGUUGCACAAUUUCAAUAACUUGUCUGUGAAAGUAAAAUAAAAAAACACUGUACUACUUUCUCAAUUUAUAAAUA